AUGAAAUUUGAGGUGGAAGACAAUUUAUAAUCCAUCAUAGAUGAAUUGGAUCAAGACUUAUAAUUGAAAGCCAAACUCAUUGACUUUUAAUAAAUAUUCAGUUUAAUCAAGGAAUAAAUCAAUAAGGACCACGAAAAAAUCGAUUGUUUGUCUAUUUAAAUAGAAAGACUACAAUACAAUCUAAAUGAAAAUAUAAAAUAGAGAGAACAAGAAUCACACCAGUAUCAACAGUAAAUUAUAAUAAAAUCUGAGGAACUCGCAAAGCAAAAGGCUAAUUAUAAGAAGGAGAAGGCUGUUUUCGAUGAUCAAGUUAAACAGUUCAAAUAUUAGAAUGCCAUUCAGAUUUAAGAAUUAGAAGAAUUAAGAAAAUAAAUUAAUCAGGAAUAAGAAACUAAUUACAAAUUAAGUUAAAAUCUAAGAAAAACUAAAGAAUUAGAAUAAAUGUUAAAAGACUAAUAGCAACACUAUGAGACUACAAUCUCAAAGCUGCGUGUAUAAUUAGAAACUGACAAUCAAGUGUUUAAAAAUGAAUUAGAACAACAAGAAAUAAGAAUAGAAUCAAAAUAUCGACAAUUAAUCUAAGAACAUAAACAAUUAACCUAACAAAUCUCCGAACUUAAAUAGAGUUACAAUUAAAUGAAACAACAGAAAGAAUCAGUAGAAAAAACCCUUGAUUAAAAUAAUUAAAAAAUUAAGGAAUUAAAAUCAGGGGUUAUUUAAGAUAAGUAAACCAUGUCCAAGUCUGAAAAGGCGAUGGAGGAAUUAUAAAAAUAACUCGUAUAUUUCAAAAACAAAGUUAUAAUAGAUGAAAAAAGAGAAGGGAUAUUAAAGCAAAAAGCAUAACAAGAUGAGGAUCUAAUUUCAGAAUUAUUAUAAAUUAAGGAAGAUUAUCAGAAUUUGAGGCAGACAUUGAAACAUGAAAAUUAAAUUGAAAUAGACAAAAUUAUGAUGAAUAAUUAUAAAUAGAUAUAAGGUUUUGUUGAAUAAAUACAAAUCUAAAGAUUAAAAUAUGAAAAAUUAUUAGGUAAUAAAAUUAGCCUUUAAGAGGUUUAAUAAUAUUAAUAAGUUAAUUUUUCAUAAUAGUAUGAAGAUCCUGUUCAUUUAGAAUAUGUUUAGAAUUUGGAAUAGUUAAGCGAGAAUUAAAAAUUAGAAGUUUGUAAUUUGAAAUAACAAAUUGUUUUUAUAAAUGAGGAACACUCCUAAGAAAUUGAACAUAUCUAAAAGUCUUACGAGUAACGUAUUUCGGAUUUAAUCUGUUAAUAAUAACAAGAAUUAUAGCAAUAAUCUGCUGAAUUUUAAGAAUUCAAAGAAAAAGUAUAGGCUGACUUCAAUUACAAAGCAUAAAUUAUGACCUAAUAAUUUUCAUUCUAAUUAGAUUAGUAAAGAUAGGAACAGAAAUAACUGUAGUAAAUUAUCGAUUAGUCAAAAUUAAGUGGUGAUGAAAAAACGAAAUUAUUAGAAAUUGCAUCUGAAGAGAUUUUGACUUAAAAAUAAAAAUAUGAUCAUGAUAUUUAUGAAGAGAGGAAUAUUUAGAAAUAGCUUCGGUAUGAGUUUGAAAAUAAUAUUUUGUAAUUGAAAUCCGAGAAUUAGAGAUAAUUAGAUUAUUUUAAGAGAGAUGCUGAAAAUUUGUAAAAUUAAAUUAAGGACUUGAUAUAAAGAGACUAACUCUCUAAGUAGAGGAUUUCUGAAUUAUUUAAUGAGUAGAAAUAAGAUAAAAGUCAUAUUAAUUAACUAGAAAUUCAGCUAUCAAAAAAAUAAACAGAAUUGAAAAAACAAAACGAAGUGAUAAAGAAUUUAAACAUUCAUAUUUCAUCUUUAAUGAUGGAAAUAGAAAAUGCUAAAUAAACCUAUAAUAUAUUUGCUUCACCCUCCCUUAAGUCAUCUCAUCAUUACUUAAAGAAAGUUGACUUGGAUAUCUUAUAGGAUUCAUAAAGGAGUUCUUAAAGAAAUCUAAGAGAUUCUUAGGACUUUUAAACUAUUGAUAUGAAAGCCAGUCGUAACAAGUCAUAACAAGCGUAAAAAUUCCAUUAGAUAAAAUAAUAAUUACUUCCAUAUUGA
This is a messenger RNA of Paramecium tetraurelia, 2058 nucleotides long. RefSeq lists its product as uncharacterized. Lineage: Eukaryota; Ciliophora; Oligohymenophorea; Peniculida; Parameciidae. The transcript has a single exon. The record is from RefSeq and is a predicted model, not a curated record.